AUGAAGGAACUAUUUACUGUCUGGGAUCAAGGAUGGAUGUUGACCACAUUAUCUUCCUGUUUGUGUGUCUUUGGAUGCUUUGUGAUUUUCAUUGAUGACAUAUACUAUGCUGUAUUUCCCAAGUCAAUUACUGGUAAAUAUAAAUUUGAAAUCAAAGAGAACUAUACCUUUUUAUGUGGAUCCUUGGCGUUUAGCUCCGGGUGUCUUUUAUUCACAUCUUUAUUCAGGCUCCUUCCUGAAGCUAUUCAGUAUCUUUUGAAUUCAGCCAAGGAGAGCGGGGAUGUGAGCCCACAUAUGGAGAGAAAGUUGAAUUUUAUUUUGGUGGCUUCAUAUAUAGGCGGCAUGCUUCUUACAAUUUUAUCUAAUACGAUUCUCCAUUUGAUUACGAGCGAAUCGGUUGUCCAUUGCAGCCAUAGUUCGCAUGAACACAGCCAAGAACCUGAAAGUGGAGACUCUAAUAGUCUGAGUCAUCACAAUUGCUCCCAGAUUCAUCACCACAGUGACGACGAAACUGACAAUCACUCAUAUAACGGUACCCACGGCCAUUCAAAUGAAUAUUCGCAUGCAAGGGGCCAUUCCGAGGGACAUGAGCAUAGACACCAAGAUUAUUUCGAUGGAAGCUUUGCUAACGAGCAGCACCGAACUGCACUUGAAACUAUUCCAUCCAACGCAAGUCUCACCGAACACGCUCCCUUGACUGAAAGUCAUAGACCAUCUAAAAUAAAGCGAAGUUCGUCGUUACUUCAUUUUCUUUCUCAUGAUAAAGAGAACAAGGAAAUGUUAGGAGAAUGUAGAGGGUAUUCUUCCGCAGAACUCUGCUUAUACCAUAACCAGAUGCAUAACAACGAGUCUACACCUCCUAAGAAUCUUCACUUUUGUGAACUUCCUACAUUGACGAGUAAUGCUUCAAAUGAAAUGGGUGACUAUGGAAGUACUAGUGAUAAUGACGACAUUCGAAAGCCGUCAAGUCUUCAAACAGCAGAUGUUCAUGAUGAAUUGUCCGAAGGAGAAACGAAGCAUCAUCAUCACGUAACUUCUCCAUUCGGAAGGUUAUUUUUGAUUGGGAUACAAACCUCUUUGGCAAUCACUUUGCAUAAGCUUCCAGAAGGUUUUAUAACGUACAUAACAUCAGAGACUAAUCCAAAGUUGGGAAUGUCAAUAUUUCUCAGUCUUUUAUUACAUAACCUAACUGAAGGGUUUUCGAUGUGCUUACCCUUAUAUUAUCUGUUUGCUUCAACGUCACGUCGCUUUGCAAAAUUACGAGCUAUAACAAUAAGCGCUUUUUUGGGUGGAUUAUCGCAACCUCUUGGUGCAUUUUUUGGCUAUAUAUUUAUGCAUACUUAUGCCCCUGGAGGAAACAUUGAUUUAUCAAAAUUGAAUCUUGUGUUUGGGUCAACAUUGGCUGUCACCGGAGGAUUCUUGACAGUAAUUGGUCUUUCCAUGUAUGGCUCAGCAGUUUCCUUUGGAGGAUCCUUAAACUUUGUAAUGAUUUGGUGUAUCGUCGGUAUUUCAACAAUUGCUCUUUCAUUCAUGAUUACUAGUGGUUAA
Messenger RNA from Priceomyces carsonii, 1548 nucleotides. RefSeq names its product Zn(2+) transporter. Gene Ontology annotation, molecular function: zinc ion transmembrane transporter activity. The record is from RefSeq and is a predicted model, not a curated record. Bases 1 to 1548 code for a protein of 515 amino acids. Lineage: Eukaryota; Fungi; Ascomycota; Pichiomycetes; Serinales; Debaryomycetaceae. Gene Ontology annotation, cellular component: fungal-type vacuole membrane. Gene Ontology annotation, biological process: zinc ion transmembrane transport. The transcript has a single exon.